Tetrahymena thermophila SB210 is the source of this 279-nucleotide messenger RNA. RefSeq lists its product as hypothetical. Lineage: Eukaryota; Ciliophora; Oligohymenophorea; Hymenostomatida; Tetrahymenidae. The record is from RefSeq and is a predicted model, not a curated record. The transcript has a single exon.
AUGCAAACAUUAGAAUUAUUUAACUUAUAUCCAGGUAUGCAUUAUAUGCAAACUUCGUUUGUUCCACUAAUAGCACAUUCUAAGCAAUUACUUGAUUAACAAUCCUCUUAUUAAGAACAUACUUGUUAUCCAGAAGGCAUAAUGAUCAAUGAGAAACCUUAUAAACAAACUGAGCAAUUCUAAGAAUCUUAGCAUUAAUCACAAUUUAAAACGCAAUUUGACCACAUAUAGAUUUUGAAAAAACCAUAAUUAGAAGGUAAGUUAGAGAACUGCAAAUGA